AAUCUCGCGUUCUCUCGUAGUGGUGCGAGAGUAUCCAAAGUUUGAUGUGUGUUGUGGUGUAAGUGUAUGCUUGUGUGUUUGUUUAUAUAAAGUUUCAGAAUGAGCUGUUUUAUUCAAGUUUCAGAGGAUGAAAGUGAAGAACCCAUUGAACUUCCGUGUGAAGACGAUGGCACACUGUUAUUGACAACGCUGUCCGCUCAGUUCCCGGCCACAUGCGGACUCAAAUAUCGAAACCCAGAGUCUGGAACGAUGCGUGGAGUGCGUUUGGUCGACGGCCGAUUUCACCCGCCAGACAACGGAUGGGGCAAUGUUGUGUAUUACUGUGUUUUCCCCAAAGAUGCGUGCCUGCACAACUCUGAGAACAAGCGCAAGAGCGACGAGCAGCUGGAGAACAGCACAGCCAAAACCAAGCGGCUGGAGAACCGGCAGAAAUGCUCCGAUCUGAUAGUGCUGGGCCUACCCUGGAAGACCUCGGAGCAGGACCUGCGCCAGUACUUCGAGACCUUUGGGGAGGUCCUCAUGGCACAGGUGAAGAAGGACCCCAAGACAGGCCAGUCAAAAGGCUUUGGCUUCAUCCGUUUCUCCAGCUACGAGUCCCAGGUGAGGGCCCUGUCCAAGCGGCAUCUCAUCGAUGGCCGCUGGUGUGACGUCAAGAUCCCAAACUCCAAAGUGAGUGCUCAAGACGGCCAGGCAUCAGAGCUUAGCCGCAAGGUGUUCGUGGGCCGCUGCACUGAGGACCUGAGCUCGGAUGACCUACGUGACUACUUCUCCAAGUUCGGCGAGGUGACGGAUGUGUUUAUCCCCAAGCCAUUCCGUGCGUUCGCUUUUGUCACCUUCGUCGACCCAGACGUGGCACAAUCACUGUGCGGCGAGGACCACAUCAUUCGCGGCACCAGCAUUCACGUCAGCAACGCGGUGCCGAAGAGCGAGGCGGCACCUUCGUCGCACCACCACGCUCUGGGGCCGCUCGCAGGUGGCGGCGGCGGGGCAGGUGGGGGCGCCGGGGGAAGGGGCCCGGGCACUGGCCCCGCCCACAGGGGCGGGCCUCUCGACGUGGGCCGGCCCGCCGGUCAGGGUGCAGCAUACGCGACACCAGGGCCCUUUCCGGGCGCGCACCACUUGGCACCCCACGGUGGCUGGGGCCAUCAGGCAGCCGGGGGAGCACAUCGUGGCGCUGACCUGCCAAACCUCCUUGGCGGCAGCCUGGGCAUGGGGCCCCUUGGGGCCGCACAGGCGCAGGCCACGCAACCACAGGGUGUGAACACCACCCCUCCCACACUGGGCAUGGGUGCGCUCAACCUGGGCGCUGCGACGUUGCCUCUCAGCUCUGCCGUAGUGGCAGCCCUAGGGCAGGCGGCAGGCUUUGGGCUCUUCGGGGGGUCGUUCCAGGGGGGCGCAGGAGACCAGGGUCCUGGGGGGCCCCCACCGCCUAACUCGGGUGCCGGCGGGUCGGGCUCCUUCUUGGGCUGGAUGGGACAAGGAGGAGCCGGGCAGGCGGGCGGCUCCGGUGAUGCCGGGGCGGGCCAAGGUGGACCCUGGCCCCAGCGCGAGGGCAAGCAGGGCUUCGGCAUGUCCGUCUCCCCCUGAGCAGCUGCGCUCACUGGGGGACCGUUUGGUCUGCCCGCUCUCUGGUGGCACUGGUGCACUCUGGGGGCCGCAUUGGUCCCCCGUCAGCCACUUGGCAAGUUUGUAUUUGUCUCGCGAUUGGCCCAAGGCACGAGAGGGGCACGUGGUGAAUAGUAGAGGGUAAAAGAUGCCACCACUGCCUCUUAUGCCUCUGGGUGCCACGUGAGUAUGUCUGCACAAUUGGUACGAUCAAAGUGAAAUGCGCGUUGUCUCGGCUAAUGCAUUUGACUGCUGUUUUCCCAUGGCCGCCCGAGUGCACUGGUGCGGCCACCCCGGGGAGGUUGUAACAGGGAGAGUCCUUAUCGUGCACUGGCUUGUACUGGCGGGGGGAAUCUGCUGCUGCAGUGGGGGGUGGCGUUGGAGGUGCGGGUCGGGAGGAGGGAGGUGGCGCGGCCGCCAGCAGCUCCGUCCGGGUGUCGUGUGGUAUGUCUGGCCUGUGCGUGUGGGUGUGUCUGGUGGUUUGCGUGGGCCUCUGCCGGCCUCCCUCCUCCUUCUGGGCAGAUGCAUUACAAGUGUGUGGGGCCUGCGAGGACAAAAGCUCGUGCGAAUGUCACGUGUAUUUAAGGCGUGCAUGGUGCGUGUCUGGAGGAGUCUGUCUCUUGCCACUGCUCUCUCUCUCUCUUCUCUCUCUAUUUUUCCCUUUCCUCCUGCUGUACAUAAACCUGUAUCAUUUCUAGAGCAAGUUGUUCUGUGCAUAUAUGCAUGCGUGAGGUGGGAUGCUUAAGAUGCGCUCCCAUUCUUUCUUGUAGUCGAAAAAAGGUAAAGGCCAUCUGACUGCUCAUGGUAUCUGAGGCCCGGCAUCGAUAGGCCGUUCUUUUACAUUUUGCAGCUUUCUUGUCCUUUGGACGAGUGUCAUGCUAGGUAACCUUAAACUGAAAAGUUGGAGGCCAAACUUUUUUUACAGUGCAUUUGUGUGCAGGUAACCACAAAUGAAGAGCUGGGACACACCUGUCCUUACUGUGCAUUUGAGUGGGUGCUGGGGGCCACAAGAAAUUCUCGGUGUACGUAGCCACAGGCACCAUGAGCAUUCAUGCCUCCUGCUUGCCUUGACUGGUGCACAGGAAACAAUCGCUGCAUUGCAUUUUGCAAGUCAAUUGGCACGCUCACGCUGAAUAAUCUAGAUGCCACUGCUGAUGCCCCAAAUGAUUGUGACAGCCCUGGGUAGUGUGAUUGCAGAUUGGUGCGCAGAGAACACCUAGCUUUGCGCAACUGUGCGAGUGCAUUUGCAGAGCACUUUUCGAGUACGAGUGCUCCCUCGAGUGCGAAGAAGCAGUGACGAGGAGCUGUCAUCGGCGCAGAUGUGGCUCCUCUGAUUGUGGGUACCUGUCAGUUUAGGCAACAGCUGCGAUAUCGAUGCAUUGUGUGAUGAGCCGACUUUUCUUCUGGUGGCUCUGCUUAUCUGGGCUUUCUCUUGCUCCGUAUGCCUGUCCAGGAUACAAGGCGAGAGUUUAUACACGUGCGACAACUUGCUGUGUGCUGAAUAGCUAGCUGGCUUUGCUUAGAUAGGUUUGUAAGAAAUUCACUUUCGUUUGUUGCUGUCAGCUUGCCUUUCUCUGUGAGCCAGUCGCGCGCUCGUCUUCCUUUUGGUGACAGGAAUGCCUCAGACUAUUGUGGCCAAUAGUACUUUCAGUGUACAUUAUGUAGCAGAGUUUGCUGCAUCAUCAGCUAGGGAUGAUGGGUGCCUGGAACAGUGUCAGUCAGCCUGGCAUUCUGUGGCUCACUGCACAUCUGUGUGUCAAGCCUCUGCUUGCUUCAGCAACCAGAGCUUCCUUUGGAUUGUUUGAGAACGCCACUGUCAUUUUGACCUUCACGCACAUGCGCGCGACCGCACUGCUUUCACUACUGGCUUGUACUUUUGACGCAAGAUCUAGCGCUACCGAUUCCAUCACGUCUUGUGCACUGACUGGAGGGGGGAAAAAUCCACAGUUGCCACUGCACUUUAGGCAUGCAUUCUUCCGGUUACUUUUGUUGUGGGCAGAGAGGAGGCGAUGAGGUACUUCGAGUACUUUGUGUCUGGUUGCAUGCUUUCAGUACUGGUGAAAGGCAGGCACACUUCAUUGUAAAUCCAUCUGCACAUCUCUGUGGCACGUGGAAUGCAGAGUGGUCAUUACCCAGCGCUUUUGUUCGUAUCGUGGCCUCCUGGUCUGGCUGGCCACAUCUGCAUGGAAAUGAAUGCCUUUCGCUUUGCAGGGCAGUAGUAGUAGCGGCAGGGCACGUGGGCGUGUGCAACUGUGUGCGGUAGUUUGGGCUUUGUAGGCGAUUUGCAAGAGUGGGUUCCUUUCUACAGCCAGCGUUUUUCUCCUAGCUGCAUUGCACAAUCUUUGGCUGCAGCAAGCGACAAGGCGCUGCUGUGAGCAAAGGGGUUGAGUCUCUCUUGCGAUUGUUGCAGCUUCGUAGCGGUGUUGUGCUUGCUGUAUAUAUUGCUUGAGCCUCGCAAGUGUGUUCAAAAAGGAAAGAAGAAUUUGGUAGCUUUGCAGUGAGCUGACAUUGAGGGAAAGAGGGCUUCACUCGAAGGAAACACUUUUGCGGGUUCGUGCUCCCUGCUAUAUGCUGUCAUUUAUUACUAUUGCACGGUCUCCUCUGUGACAAAGUACCUGUACACAUUUGCAGCGAUUCCGCUGCCCAGAUAUUUUCAUGUUUGCUCUCACUUCUUUGGUGCCUGGAAAUUGUGCCACCUUAUAAGUUUUCUGUUCCUUCGUUGAGGAAGCUUACAUCAGCUGUCUCCGGUAGAUUUCCUGACGUUUCAAAAGAAAGGAAACAAAAAUAACUUGAGUGCCAGGUGCUCUUAUUAAACGCAGUUGUGACAAACCUUUCACCCCCACCCCCCUCAUGGCUAUAAACAGUGUGUCCACAGAGAGGCCAAAGUUAGCCGCUUUAUGCCGUUAGCUCUUCCGCUUCCUAGGACUAGAGGAUCGCUUGGGAGAAGCCAAAUUUCUCGGAUUGUGUAAUUAAUCAUUGAUUUCGAUUACAGUAUUCCAUUUCACAGUUCUCAAGAGCAUCCAUAAACCUUUAGGUCAUAGGAAUUUGGUGGCUGAGUUGCUCAAGGCCUUGCGUCUUGCACGAUUCCACUCUCUAGACCUCAAGGUGAAAGUGCAAAGGGCAACUUUUCAGAAGUCGGCCUCCGCCAAAUGAUGUCUUGCCUGAAAGUUUCGCCUCGUUCGUGUCACACAUUGCGAUACAACACUCUUUGGCAUUGACCAGUACAGUGAUGACAUCUCAUCUCACAAGCAAUGGUUCUGCCAUUCCCGAGACUCUGUGUGUGUUGCGACCAGUUGAUUGGAUGCGUGGCGAGUGCAGUCGUGCUGCUAAAUGAACCCCGGAGUUCCCACCUCGGGCUGUGGCUUUUGAGUAGGAUGCGACACUCUCUCCUCGAAAUCGCUGCAUGUGGCGUGUGUGUACAUAGCGGGUGCAUCUGUGCAGUCCAUACUAUCCAUUGGAGUAGCAGGAGCUAGCCUAGCUGCGCAUAAGAGAAAACCUGCUGCUGCUGCUUCUGCCACCGACACCACCAUCUGCCAUUGUCUUGAUGAAAGGAGGAAGGUGCGGCUACCGGUUCUGCCUAUGCCAGCUGCUUUCUGCAUAGAUGUCAACCAGUGAACCUGUGGCGAGGUAAAAAAAAAUAUGAAAAAGAAAGUUCCGGCUGGUUGUGAAACAGUGCAAGACAUACACUAGCACAGCUUGGACCAGAGGGCAUGGACUUGCAGGCAUCAACAUUGGCCAGUUUGUCUGCGCAAACACAAUCCCAUUUUCGCAGCACUUGUUGGAGACCUCGUGUUCUUUCUCCUGCAUUGUCCUGACCCGUACUAGACACAAUUACUUGGGCAGUAGUUGGCCAAUGGAUGCCUUGGACCGCAAUGGCUGCGUCAUCUGUCAUGGAUGCAGAUGCUGCCCAGAGCUGAAGCUCGGGCCUCGGUGGCCAAGGCAGACUGCAGCACUUUGCGCACACCUCUCUCGGUGCAGCUGGCACGGCUCAGCUGGUAGUCCUCCCUACGCAUGGGCUCUGUACGCGAGGGUGCGAAAAUGCCUCAAUUGGUCAUUGUCAGUUAGCUCUGUUUUUAGUGGGGUUUGAUGUUUGAUGUGGUUUGCCUCCUUGAUUGCUUGCUUCUGUUAUAUACAUAUUUUUUUUAAUGAGUGGUGCACCCAUUUGUGGAUGUGUACAUAGCAAGACGAUUGUAACUUUCUCUUUUGUCAUCCUCACUUUUUUUUUAACUUGCGGUGUGCAUGAUGAUACCCAUUGUCUGGAAAACAAACUGUCACACACUCACAGAAAUGACUUGUCACCUUUAACAGAGUGAAUUGCCAGGCAGAAGGACAGUAUGUGCUGUGCAGAUGAGGAUAAAAUUAUGAAUUUAUUGUGGCAACGCUGUUUAUAUUGUUGUAGACUUCCUUCUUGGGUUCUGCUUGUAACUUCUUUUUAAAAGGGUGUGUGCGUGUGGUUUUGAAUAACACUUUUGUGUGAGCUGUGACGCUUUUAGCACGAAAUGACUUGUGGCAAGUUUCACAUUGUGCAGGCGGGUGUUGCAGGCUGGUAAUUUCCCAAGGUUUCCAUUUAGCUGAUGUAAAUUUUGGACAUAGGAAGUGAGAUUGGUGUGUAGAUAUGCUUACGAAAUGAUGAUUGAAUGUGAGAGGAGCAAAAUGAAAUGUAUGAGUGUCAAAGAAAACUUGUUGACCAUCUUUGGAACAACUUUUUCCAAUGCCUUGUGGCUGAUGUGAUGAUGUGUUUUGAUGGUCAUAGUCCAGAGGGGAAUAACUGUAAAUGCUUUGUUUGUUGAGUGCACGUGGUUUUUGGAACGAGAGUGCGAGUGCCCAACGUACCUAGUCCUAAAACCAGACUCUGGACAGUGUGUCAUUUGUAUUACUUGAAAGUGCAAAUCUGGCUGCCUUGCUGUGUGAUGCGAGCCUGGGAAAUUACCAGCCACAUUGGUCAGAACUACGUCUUCCUUUUUUUCUUCAUUGGCAGGGGGUGCUGCCGCCUUAUCGUUUGGCUCUCGUUGACAGUGUACAUGUGUGGCUCUGCUGUAAGAGGUAGCACACCUGCUAGCAUGCAUGACAAGAAGUGCUGUUGGAACAACCAGGCUCUGUAGUGGACAUUGGCGAUAUCGCAGCACGACAGAUGCUGCCGGGCUUUCUGCCAAUGGAUAGCACGCUGGCAUAACCGACAAAGGGUAGAUUCAUGUUUGACGGCGCUCUUUCGCAAGAGCCGAAGCACCUGCACGUUGAGGUUAUUUGUGCCUGUUUCUGUUCCUUCAGCACCUUCGAUGAGCGACGUAGACUUCUGACCGAUGCUCCGGCACCUAAGCUUGAGGAACUCUUGCCUUCGCAUUGCGCAUACUUGCCAAAAAGCGUGUGGAACAACAAGAGCAGCAGCGAGCAGCCUGUUUCUCUUUGUAGUAAGAAGAGAGUGCGUGCAUUUUUUCUCUCCCUUUUUCUUGCUCUGUGGUCUUGGUGUAAAGUGAGCGUGCACAACAAAGAUGUGUAUUACCUUUAGUUGGUCAUUGCUGUGGGUGGAGUGCGUGUGUGAUGCAUGUUGUGUAUGAUGUGUGUGUUGCGGCAAACAGGAAACGAAUAAAAGCCGUUUCUAUAUCGGA
This is a messenger RNA of Dermacentor albipictus, 7211 nucleotides long. RefSeq names its product TAR DNA-binding protein 43-like. The record is from RefSeq and is a predicted model, not a curated record. Gene Ontology annotation, biological process: regulation of gene expression. Gene Ontology annotation, molecular function: RNA binding. Gene Ontology annotation, cellular component: nucleoplasm; chromatin. NCBI's taxonomy places the organism in Eukaryota, Metazoa, Arthropoda, Arachnida, Ixodida, Ixodidae.